AUGCGAGUCGCACCCGGCCUACGUAGGUUGAAGUUCCUCAAGGCUGCACGUAAGCGCGCCUUGGAAGGCGGAGCCCAGACGGGCGCGAUCGAUGAGGGCGGAAGUCCACAUAAGCACACUAAGCGGAGGUCUAUGCAGCAUGAGCGCAAAGAGCGCACCUCCAUUGAGCAAUGGCAUGAAGCUCGCAAGAGCAGGACUUCCAUCGACAUUUGCGCAGCCUUCAACGUCACCACCACCGAUCGGCUGUCCGUGUGCAAGGCGGGCAUCACCCUUCUUAUCAAUCGCACCUACAUCGUCAUCAAGCACUUGGGCUCGGGGUCCAGCGGUCAGGUCAAACUCGCAUUCAAUCUUCGAAGUAAGAAGUUGGUCGCUAUCAAGGCGGUCCGCAAGGGCAGCGGCGGAGGCAGCGGUGGAGGGGGCCACGGGUUGCUGAGCGCGCGCGACGCCCGCAGCCAGGACGGGCGCAGCGGCCACAGAAGCCUUAGCGGCGGCGGUGCUGGCGGCCUCAGCGCCAGCCGAAGCGUUGGAAUGCUGGCUUCGGGACCCGCCGGCACGUCCGGUGGUGGUGGUGGCAGCGGCAGGGUCUGGCGGUCGAUUACGCCCUCGUCCUUUCUGCUGCGCAGGAGUGCCAGCUCCGGGCUCGGGUCGUCGACGGCAGCCGCGUCCUCCUGUCACGGCAGCUCGCCGCCCACCUCCUCACCCUCACCGCCGCCGCUGCGUCGCUGCCUGGGCGGCCCCGCCCACGCUUCUGGUCCAUACCCCGCGGAGGAUUUCGUCCGCGAGAUUGCCAUUCUGAAGCGGCUGUCUCACCCCAAUAUCGUGCAACUGGUGGAGGUGAUUGAUGACCCCGCUUCGGACUGCCUGCUGCUGGUGAUGGGUUACGUGGAGGGCUCCACCCUGCAGCCGCAGCAGCUACAGCCGGGGCGGUGGCGGCAGGUGCCGGAGGAAAUGGUGUGGCGCUACGCGCGCGAUGUGCUGUGCGGCCUGGAGUACCUGCAUUGCCACGGAGUCGUGCACGGAGACCUCAAGCCCGCCAAUUUCAUACAGGACUCCCUGACGGGUGUGGUCCGCAUUUUGGACUUUGGCUCUGCGGUGCUGCAUGGCCGUGUGGGUGGAGAGGACGGGCUGCGUGGUGCGCACGUGCCCAUGAGCUGCACCCCGGGAUUCAGGUCACCGGAGAGCUUGGCGGCAGGAUACAGGCCUAGCUUUGAGCUGGACAUGUGGGCGCUCGGAGUGUGUCUCUACCUUUGGGCGUUUGGGGAGCUGCCCUUCAAGGGCUCGGCGCCAUUUGUGGUGUACGAGAACAUCCGCAGUGCCCCCCUGGUGAUACCCACACACACGCGCAUCUCCUCGCAGCUGAAUGACCUGAUGACCAGGCUGCUGGAUAAGGACCCCCUCACCCGCAUGACCGUCCACGAGGCGGUCUUACACCCUUGGACGACUGCGCAAGGAUUGGCCCCCAUCCGCACCCCCUCGCCCCUCGUUAUGGCAACCCGGGUCCAGAUGGCAGUGGCGGCAAAUGCCGCUGCCACCACGGCAGCACCGGCAGCAGAAAGCGGAGUCGGUACACCAGCUCUCAGAGGGCCCUUGCAAGCGAAUUGCCGGCAGUUCGUGGGUGCGGCGGCCGCUGGCAGCGGCGGCGCAGGUGGCAGCAAUGCGCUUUUCCCUGGGUGCACGAUGCCGCGCAUUGCGGAGGGCGGCAGCACCGGGAAUACGGGCUCGCUGGGACAUAGCGUGACGGCUACGGCGGCAGCGGCAGCCCUGGUCGGCGGCGGCAGCACCGGCGGCCGGCGCAACAGCAGCGAGGCGUGGGAGCUGCGACGCGGUGUGACGGAUGCGGAGCUGCAAGCGGCCAUCAGCAGCUGUUACGACCCCACCGGCAGCGCAGCGGUGCUGAUGGAAAGCAUCUUUUCCGAGGUCACCUUUCCCGCCAAGCAUCAAAUUAUUCGCGCGGGCGACCCCUUGGACCGCAUCUACCUCAUCACCGCUGGCGAGGUAGAGAUCUACCAUGACCUGGUGCUGGAUGGCCCGGACGCGCCGUGUCCACACAAGCCGAUCAUCGAGGGUCUGAGCGAUCCGGAGUCCGAGUUGGAUGACCCAGGGGACUUCCUCAACAUCCGACUACCUGGCAUCACGGUGCCGCAGCUGGAGCGCCUCUCCACCGGCCUACUCAACAUGACGUCGGGCGGAGAUCGGAGCAACCACGGCGCCUCUCAUGCGGCGGCCGCGCUGGCUGCCGCCUUCGGACCCGGUCCCUCGGCACCGGCGAGCACCGGCAGCUGCAUGCCGGCCGCGGCGCAGCAGAUGGCAUCCCCCUGCGCCACAAGUACCGGGAUCUAUGUGGGAGGCCUGCCGGCUAGGGGUGCCAACUCGUCCCGUACGACGCUGACGGGUCUAAGUGGCGGUGGUGGCGGCGGCAGCAAAGGCUCCGGCGGGCGGGAGCCCAGCAACAGCAGCCUCGGUCUCUUCUCCCGUGCGGGCACCCAGACGGGUCACCUGAUUGUGGCGGUAAAGGGCCCAGGGGACAGUCUAGGCUUUGCAGGGAUGUUGCCGGCUGGCGGCAGUGGCGCUGGCGCUGGCGCUGGCGGCGCAGCGUCGUCAUCGUUCGGCGAGAGAGACAGAGCUGCUGCUGAAAGUAGUGGCGGCGCUGGGAGUUGUGCGCGUCAGCCCGUGUGGUCUGCCAAUGUGUGCGCGCGCACGCAGGUAACGGCGUUCGUUGCGAGCAUUGAGUCGCUACACAAGUUGGCAAGGGCGCACCCGCAGGUAGAGCCGCUGCUGCAGCAAAUGGCCGUGCAGCAGGAGACUGACCUGGCAGUGGCCGAGGCGAUGCGGGCCCUGCGUCUCGUCGGCGGCGCGGCUGCACACGGUGCUGCUGCCGCCGCAGUAGCGGCAAGGUCAGCGGCGACUGCGAGCGCCUCUGCUGCCGCGCCCGGCGGUGCGGUAGAGGACGCCCCUGCGGCGUUAAACGCACCCGCUUCCGUAUCGGUGGCUGCUGCCGCCGCGCUCCACGCGCGCGGUGCAGCUCACGGCGGUGGCGGAGUGAGCUCCGAGGGUGAAUCAUUACCCCAGGCGCUGGUAUCGGAGUGGCACCGGAGGUCCAGCAGCACUGCCCUUGCGCUGGGCGCCGCGCGCGGCAGCGGUGGCAUAGUUGCCAGCGGCGAGGCUGGUGGGGGGAACAGUAGCGGCGGCGGCGCCAUUGGCGGCACCCUCGAUAUGGUUGAGAGCACUGAGGAAGCGGAUGGCGUAGACGACGUGGUGAUGAUGAGCGGGGAGCUGUUCUGCCACCUGGGUGCACCCAUAACCUUGGGGCGCCUGCGGCGACGCAUAGGACCACCCAUGAGGAGCCUGUUUUGUUGGUUGGGUCAGCAGCUGUUGGGGCUGCGGGAAGGCGAGGCGGUGUGGGGUGGGACGGAGACGCGGCUCAUUACGAGUGUCGCAACUGCUCGACCAGUGUGCAAUGGGCGGCCCACGGCGCGCGCACGAGUGUGCAAUGUGAUGCCGGGUCAGCUGCGGCGGACGGUGGUAGUGGCGGCGGCGGUAGCACCGCCACCGCCACCGCCACCGCCACCGCCAUCGUCGCACCGGGUAACAACCUGA
Messenger RNA from Volvox carteri f. nagariensis, 3597 nucleotides. RefSeq lists its product as uncharacterized. Lineage: Eukaryota; Viridiplantae; Chlorophyta; Chlorophyceae; Chlamydomonadales; Volvocaceae. The coding region runs from base 1 to 3597 and encodes 1198 amino acids. Gene Ontology annotation, biological process: intracellular signal transduction; protein phosphorylation. Gene Ontology annotation, cellular component: cytoplasm. The transcript has 13 exons. The record is from RefSeq and is a predicted model, not a curated record. Gene Ontology annotation, molecular function: ATP binding; protein serine/threonine kinase activity.